AUGUUGACCAUUUUCCAUCAGCUUUUGAAAUUUCACAUUUUCAAUGUAAAAAAUGAAGUGGCACCUGCCUGUCAACACAUUGGGUACAUUGAGACAGCAACGGAACCCCAAACCAUCGAUCAGCAAGUAACCAAGAUAAUGACUCUAAUAAAUUGUACAAUUCCCCAAAAGGAUACCGUGUAUUUCAAUGAAACCACCAGCGCACGCAAUAGCACAGCGACAAUAUUAAAUUAUAAGCCUAAAUACUGUGUUGGAGACAGCUUGAUUGUUCAGGUUGAGAUGUUCAAUUAUUUGGGGAAAGGGAAGACGUAUGGAGGAGACUUCUUACAAGCCCGGAUCUUUUCACCAAAGCUUCAAGCUGGGGCUUCUGGAAGAAUUGAGGACUUCAACAACGGAACUUAUAAUAUCUAUUUUACAUUAUUUUGGAAUGGAGAAGUACAAAUAUCCAUUCUCCUAAUGCACCCCAGUGAAGGGGUAGCUCUUUUGUGGAAAGGGAGGAAUAUGGGAUCCAGUUUGAUCAGAUACACAGGAAAGUUCCUUAAUAAAAGACAGGAAGUUCAUACGGAAUGUGGCUUGCACUUGAAUUCCCAACAGGAAAAAUGUAAAUAUACAGACAGGAAAUAUAGAGAAGUUUUCUACUGCACCAAGUUACCAGGAGUACCUUGUGAGGCUUUCAUAUCAUUAAAAAGUGGGAACUCACCGUAUACAUCCCUCACUAACAUCAACAAGACUCUCUUUUCCAAGUCCCAAAUUGCCAUAGAAAUCCCCAAACAAGUUGGACGCAUUGACGUUGUAAAAUGCCCAAAAACACCUGAGAAUGUGACUUCAAAAUGCCAAACUGGGACCUCUCUUCCCUUCCCUAGUGGUUACUUCUUAAAAAACCAAUGGCUCUCCACACAUUGCAAUCUUGCUUCCUUUGAGCCCUUGUUAAACAUAAAUAAAUGUUUGGCCGGCAAAAUGAUAUAUUUGAUGGGGGAUUCAACAAUUCGUCAAUGGAUAGAAUUCUUCCCAAAGGUCAUAAAGAAUCUGAAAUUUUUUGAUAACCACAGAGCUGGUUGGCACAAGACCUAUUUGGCAUUCGACUUACAGAACAAUAUAUACAUUCAGUGGAAGAAGCAUGGACAUCCAUUUGUAACUCAGAGCUUCUUCAACGUCAAAGAUCACUCCUACAUCCCCAAUGAACUGGACCGGCUUCCUGGUGGCCCCAACACAAUUGUUGUGUUAGCUGUAGGACAGCACUUCCGGUGCUUUCCUUUUCCCCUGUUCAUCAAAAGACUCCUCAGUAUACGAAGGGCCAUCGAGAGCCUGUUUUUACGAAGUCCAGAUACAAAAGUUAUCAUAAAGUCUGAGAACACUAGGGAGAUUAACACUGAUGUAGAGAGAUUCAGUGACUUUCAUGGUUAUAUUCAGUACCUCUUAGUAAAGGACAUCUUCAAUGGACUUAAUGUUGGGGUGAUAGAUGCUUGGGACAUGUCCACAGCAUUUGGCUCCAGAAAUGUCCACCCGCCAGAACCUGUUGUUAAGAGUCAGGUCAACUUGUUCUUGUCUUAUUUCCACCAGAUGGUGAGCCCAAAGCAGAAUAUAGAAGAUGGCUUAUUAAGGCUUAUAAACAAAAUACUGUUGUGCAAUAUAGCUGAACUGCUGGAGAAAUUGGAUUUCAUAGACAGCUGA
Molecule: messenger RNA, 1671 nt
Organism: Nanorana parkeri
Lineage: Eukaryota; Metazoa; Chordata; Amphibia; Anura; Dicroglossidae
Product: NXPE family member 1-like
Exons: 5
Coding region: 1-1671 (556 amino acids)
Source: RefSeq, a predicted model, not a curated record